Molecule: messenger RNA, 5517 nt
Organism: Loa loa (African eye worm)
Lineage: Eukaryota; Metazoa; Nematoda; Chromadorea; Rhabditida; Onchocercidae
Product: phosphatidylinositol 3-and 4-kinase
Exons: 37
Coding region: 166-4983 (1605 amino acids)
Biological process (GO): phosphatidylinositol 3-kinase/protein kinase B signal transduction; cell migration; phosphatidylinositol-3-phosphate biosynthetic process
Cellular component (GO): phosphatidylinositol 3-kinase complex; cytoplasm; plasma membrane
Molecular function (GO): phosphatidylinositol binding; 1-phosphatidylinositol-4-phosphate 3-kinase activity; 1-phosphatidylinositol-3-kinase activity
Source: RefSeq, a predicted model, not a curated record
GAACUGAAGGAGGAGAAAAUUUGCUGUCAGAAUUGACAGUACCUGGAAGUGUAAAAGGAAUAAUUUAGGGAUACUACUCACCACGCAGUAUUAUGCGAUUUGUGGAAUAUUGCUUUUGUUGUUUUUGAAUUAUUACAGAUGUAUGAAAACUCGUAAAAAAGCAGGAUGAGGACGGAUGAUUAUGCCUACGAUAGGGAUUUGGAGCUCGCGCUGGAACUUAGUAGGCAGUCAUAUGAGGAGGAAUCACGGAAACGACGGGAAAAUGCAAAUGCUCAGGAUUUGAUUUGUUGGGAUGAUCUAGAAAAAAAUGUUGCGAUUCAAGAAGUUGAUCAACUUGACGCUAAUAUUCGUAGUCGUUGUCUCACAUAUACUCGCACAUUUCCAAAUGGACAGUCACCUCAUUAUACGAAUAUUCCAACAACGUCAGGAAACACAGGCUUUUAUCCGCACAUAGAACAUGGUAGACGGGAAGUGGAACUGAAGUCGGAUACUUUCACACAUCUGAAUAUCCCUCAUACGUUAUCUGGCAUACAACCAAGUAAUACUUCCGGAACUAGUCAUAAUAAGGAGCGAGAUGGUGUUCUAGAUGCUACCGUAAAAAUGUUAUCGCAGUCAAGCAAUGCAGUUGUUGUUCCUUUCUGUUCCUCUGUUAAUAGUUUGCAAACAAACAGCGAUCUGAUUGAUCUAAGCGAUAAAGAACCAUGGGAAGAAUUUGACCCCCUCUGUGUUACUGGCUCUGCCGGAAAUCGCGAGACUUCAUUGACGUAUAAUCAAGCGAAGGACACGGAAGUAUUACCGAGCAAGAACAAUGAUUUCUCUCCUUUUUUAUCUACAUUGGAACCAUCGUUGUCGAUUCUAUCGUCUCGCAUGGUUAUUACUGAUAAAGGUAGUGAAUCAGCUCCUUGUAAACCUCCAAGAGCACAGAAGAGUGGGCGAGAUGAAUCUGCAGAUUUUAUCGAACAUCAAAUUGAUUUUGACGAAAUACAGUUGCAAGAAAAGCCUUCAGAAGUUGAUCGUGAGAUUGCUUCUCUUCUACUUCGUUCCCCUCAACACUGUGAUCCAAUAUCAAAGCGUUUUAUAUCACCUGUCGUGGAUUAUUUAAUCACAAGUUUUAAAGUUACUAGUGUAAAAGUAAUCGUUGAGAAAGAUUACAGCUGGCCGACAAUAUUAAGUGCAGACGACAGAAUGACAUUCACCUGCGAAACUACAAGUACAAUUCAGUACAUUUUGGCAAAUGUGUUAAAUACAUUCCUUGACCCCUCACAAAUCAAUAUGCUGAAGGGUCGUUUACCGGUCGAUGAGUACGGUCUGAAAAUUUAUGGGUUGGAUGAAUUUCUUCUUAGUAGUUCUCAGCUUGGUGAAAAUCCAUUUGUUGGACAGGCACUUGCUUUUGGGAAAGAUAUACGACUUGAGGUUGGAAAAAUAGCAAAUGACAAUCAACCGAAAAGGAUGCAACAUUUUGAUACAACAAGCGUUGAUGGCAGUUCAAGGCGUUCUUUCCAACCGAAUUCGAAGAAACCUGAUUCUGUAGUGCGAGCAGUGACAAAUGUUCGAGAAAUUUUGGAUGCACUAAAGAAUUCACUGCGUAUUUGUUCGGCUACAGAUCUUAGCAACAAUGCAAUGCAAAAUAAGGAAAGGGUAAGCCAGUCAGUGAAGCUUCUUUGUACUGUUCUGGGUCGCAUUAUGCCGACUGAUCUUUCCGGAGCCCUGCGUUUAUUCCUUGCAGCAGGAACGGCCGUACAACUUUCAAACGCUGUAACAGAACUCCUCACUGUUGUGCAUAACUUCCUUAGUGUAUAUUGCAAAUCUGUUCGAUGUGGAUUCGAUAUCCUCCCUUUGAAGACAUUUUCAAAUAGUGAGCGUGAACAGCGGGAAAUCCUAACAGUGGAUGAGCAGCUAUUAGUGCAUGUUGAUUCAGUCCACAAUAUACCACGAGAAUGGUCGCAGGAGUUCAGCUUGUUCUCUAUUGCUGUCCAUGUAAUGCAUGGAACAGCGGAAAUAUGUCGAGGUGUCAAAGAAAAUCCUCGACCGAUCAUUAAUGAUCAUUUCUUCCCAUACUGUCGGACUAAUACGUGGGCGUGUUUUCGCAUCCCACUUUGCAUUUUACCUAGAGAAACACGUAUUUUUAUUCUGCUUUAUGGAACUGGCAGUUCAGUUUGCAGUGAUCAUGUUCAUUCAUCGAAUGUGCCGACUGAACCGGAAACAUUACUUGAAAAGCAACUUGCUUGUGCUUCUUUCCCAUUGUUCGAUCACGAAGGCUUGCUUCGACAAGGAUCUCUUCUUUUGCCGCUGUCCGUUAUCAGCGGAAAGGUAGUUCAUCCAUGGGGACCUCGACCAUUAUUCGAAACGGAGGAUGAUCUCGUUGUACUUGUUACAUUACCACAACUACAUUAUGAUGUUAUUUUCCCACAUGUUAAUUGCGGUGGAAAUAGUCUGAAACGUGAUUUCAACUCUCUUGAUUCAGACACACAGCAAAAUUUGCUGGAUAUUGUAGAAAGCGGAGUUACUCACAGUCUAACUGAAGAUGAAAAGGAAACGUUGUGGGAAAAGCGGCAUUAUCUGACUCAGAUACCGGACGCUUUGCCUUUAGUGCUUGCUUCUGCUGUUGGUUGGGACUGGGCAUCAUUAACAAAUAUUUAUCAGUUGCUGGAUGAUUGGAUGCCGUUGAGUUCAGUGCAAGCGAUCGAACUUCUGCUUCCGCAUUUCCCGGAUUUCAUCAUUCGUUCGAAAGCUAUAUCAUGGGUAAAGAAUGCUUCGUCAGAUUUUCUGUUCAAUUUCCUUCCUGAAUUGGUCGAGGCUUUGCGAUUUGAGACAUUCGAAGAUUCUUCAUUGGCUGUGUGCUUAUUAACGCUUUGUGCUGGCGACCGUCGUUUUGCUUUCGAACUUUACUGGCAAUUACAACAACGGAUAGACCAGUGUCAGGAAAGGAGUUACUCAAAUCGAUGCAAUUUGUUGCAGCAACAAGUUCUCAGGCUAUUAGAUGAAGAAUUCGGUGUUGAUAUAGAAAAUCAACAUCGGCUUUUGCAAGCGUUAAAUGCUGUAUAUUAUGAAAUGAAAGAGGCCGGUGAUGCCACCAAAGUGCAGCUAACUCUUCAACGGCACCUUGCCUUGCUGGAUGCUCGAAUACUGGAAAACAAUGUACGCCUCCCUCUUUUACCGUCAUUUUUAUGUACUGGUAUAAGUGUAUCAGAAUCGAGUUAUUUCAAUUCACUGACAAAGCCGAUAAAAGUAACAUUCAAAGGGCUGAAAAGCUCAUUUGCAAUUCUGUAUAAGGUUGGUGAUGAUAUGAGACAAGAUGCACUCGUAUUACAGUUAGUGAAAAUGAUGAACGAUAUAUGGUUAAGUCAGGAGCUUGACCUCAGAAUGGUCAUUUUUCGCUGUAUCCCUUUUGGGAAUAAAAGUGGAAUGGUCGAACUGGUUUCUGAUUGCCGUACACUAUGCGAAAUUCAAAGUGCCGUCGGUGCUACUGGUGUAUUUAAGGACGAUGUGCUCAAAAAAUGGCUCGAAAUGCAUAAUCCUUCGGAAUUUCAGUAUAAAAUAGCACUGGAGAAUUUUCAUUUAUCUUGCGCAGGUUGGUGCGUUGCCACCUAUGUACUCGGUAUUGGCGAUCGACAUAAUGAUAAUAUAUUAGUUACUAGGACGGGUCAUGUUUUCCAUAUUGAUUUUGGCAAAUAUAUGGGUGAUUGGCAAACGGCUGCUGGAUUCCGAAGAGAUCGCACACCUUUUAUUUUUACCAGUGAUAUGGCUUACGUCAUCAACGAAGGUUCUCCUCAGUCAGCAACAAGCCGUUAUCAGCAGUUUGUUGAUAACUGUUGUAAAGCCUUCAAUUUGCUUCGAAAAAAAUAUUCAUUACUCGUAAACCUUAUGAAAAUGAUGUCUUGUUCGGGUAUCGCUGGCAUGAAUUUGGAGGCUGUCAAUUUUGUGCAAAGCAAUUUGCUUUUAAAUUUGACUGACACGCAGGCAACUGUUCAGUUUACACGAAUGAUUGAAGAAAGUUUAAAAAGCAAAUUUCCUCGACUAAAUUUCCUUGCUCAUACAUUGGUGCAGAUGAGGGCUACCCCAUCAAUGUUACGAGGCGGAUACGAUGAUCCUAAUAAACUUUCCUUCAUUCAGCAAUUAUAUACAAUGAAGGAUGACGGUCGCAUCACAAGAGUCGAUGUUCUGGCGUUCGAGAAGUGGCAUAUACCAGAAAAAAUUUAUAUGUACAAAGUUGAAGUGAACCGAGAAAACGAAGCAGUCUGCGGUAUUGUGUAUAGGUCAUUUGUGGAAUUCAAUGAACUUUAUAUCAAAUUAUGCAGGAGAUUUCCAUUUGCACAUCUGCCACCACUCUCACAAGGGACAAAUGUUGGUCGCUCAAAUAUACGCAAGGUUGCAGAAAGAAGACAAGCUGACCUUCAGCAGUUCCUAAAUGUGCUCUUUGAAUAUCAUCCUGAGGUAGCAAGUAGUGAUUUGGUCUACUCAUUCUUCCAUAUGAUUUUUCGCGACAGUGCACCUGAAGAGUCCAAUCAAUUUCUGCAGUUGACGAAAGUGGAUGAGGACGACAUACCGUCGAAGAAAGUAACUGGCCGUAUCUUUUUGAGACUUACUUACGACCAGCAGGAUGGAGAUUUGAAUGUAUUUGUUGGUCACGUCAGAGGACUAAAGAUCAUUAACGGUCAAGCACCAGAUUCUUACGUCAAAACAUAUCUACAUCCCGAUCCGCAAAGAAAUUCGAAACGAAAAACGCAUGUUGUAAAGAAUACUCAAAUGCCAACUUUUAACGAAGAACUGAAUUACCAGUUGCUGUCGGAUAUGAAUUUGAUUAAUCGGGCAUUGGAAGUAUCGAUCUGGAAUUGUGGUUCAUUGGUUGGCGAAAAUUCAGUGAUUGGUUCUGUGCAUAUUCCGUUGCGUAGAUUGUUGGAUAUUCCUACGGACCGUAAAGGGAUCAAAAUUCUGGAUGGUUGGUUCAAUUUGAGUGCAGGUUCACGGUUCACUCAAAUAUGAUAUAACAAAUAGGAUAUCAAGAUCUGUGGUGAAAGUAAGGAAAUCUGAAGUGCAGUAAUCCCCCAUUUGCAUUACAUUACGUUUGAUGCUGUUCAGACGUUAACACACGUUUCGUUUAAUCGUUUCAGGUCCAGAUUUCGCGUAGUUUUCUUCAAUGUGAUUAUGUAGAAUUGUCGCGAUUACCGACUUCUUAUUGCGUUUUUUCGCGGUUAUCAUUUAGUACUUCGUACGUUUGCCCUUUAACAGUAAAACGGUCAACUACUCUUUGUGCUUCUAUCGUUUUAUAAUUGGAUGACAUUGUAGUAAUAACAAAUUUUUUGACCUGAAAGCCUUAUUUAUUUUAUGUAGUAUACUGUGCAGUUACUUGCUUUUGUGUUUUGUAUAAUAAUUUGCUUCUAUUUUUCAUCAAGUGAAACUUUUGAAUCUCUUUAUCUCCAGUUUUUUCCUUGUUGAUGACUGUGACAUCAUCGAGUAGAGUCUUUCAUCGCAUUUCAAAUUCAAUACUUCAUAGAAGGGAUAUCAGGUCAUACUUUU